Patella vulgata (common limpet) is the source of this 2664-nucleotide messenger RNA. RefSeq names its product acetylcholinesterase. The record is from RefSeq and is a predicted model, not a curated record. NCBI's taxonomy places the organism in Eukaryota, Metazoa, Mollusca, Gastropoda, Patellidae. Bases 411 to 2258 code for a protein of 615 amino acids. The transcript has 2 exons.
UCUCCAUGAAAAGGCAACCACCUCUUGUUCGGCAAGACUGAAUGUUUUGUGGAUAGUUACAUAAGAAAUUUUAUUUACGAUGUCACCCGAAAGCCGUUAUGCAGAUCAAAUAUAUCUGAUCGAAAGUGUUAAAACGCGAUUGUGUUAAAUAUAUAUAUAUUUGACCCCAACUUUCCAAAUAGAGAGAUAUCGUAGAAAACUGGAGAUUUUUUACUGGAUAUUAUAGGCUAUCAAAAUUCAAGCCGUGAACAGGUUUAUGUAACGCCCGACUUGACAAUUAAAUGAUAUCACAGACACGAGGCAGCCAUUUCAUUGUGAUUAUAAAUAGCACGUAUUACAAAGCGGAUUCAAAUUUUAUAUAGUUUUCUUAGAUCAAGCCGUAAACGAAGACGCAGUUCGUAGAAGACAACAUGGGCAUCUCUACACCUAAAGCGUUAAAAACAUUACUUCUACUAAACGUGUUUCUUGUUGGACUUGCAGCUGAAAUUAUUAACACAACUACAACAACCGCGGGGAUUAUUAAAGGUAAAACAAAAACGGUCUCUAUUGACAAUGAUUAUAAAACAGUUGUGGAGUAUUUGGGCAUUCCCUUUGCCGAGCCUCCAGUUGGAAAGUUACGAUUUCAACACUCCAUUUUAAAAUCCAGCAAUUCAACCGAUAUGUUUGAAGCUUUCGAGUAUGGCCCGUCUUGUCUCCAGAUUAAUCCGAUUCUAAUGAGGGCAGUGGAAAAUUCUAGCGAGGAUUGCUUAAGCUUGAAUAUCUUUAGUCCCAUGCCAGUAGGGACAGAAAGAUAUCCCGUCAUGUUUUUUAUCUACGGUGGAGGAUUUGUGAACGGUGCCUCGUCUGAACACGGUGGAAGUAGACUAGCGGCAUAUGGAGAGGUAGUUGUUGUGACCAUCAACUACAGACUUGGAGCUUUUGGAUUUUUAUCUACUGGGGAUGAACGUGCUCCUGGAAAUCUCGGAAUAAUUGAUCAACGAACUGCCCUGAGAUGGGUGAACGCUAACAUUGAUAGUUUUGGUGGAAACAGCUCGAUGAUAACCAUCUUUGGAGAAUCAGCCGGUAGUGCUAGCGUUAUGUAUCACAUGCUAUUUGAGAACGAGACAUUAUUUCAAAGAGCUAUUGCUCAAAGUGGUUCUAUCAAUGCAGCUUGGUCCCAAUCAACACCAGAACGCCAGUUUAAUAAUGCUAAAAAUCUAGCCAUGUUCUUUAAUUGUUCGAUAUCGAGCGAAAGAUCGAAAGCCAGUGAAGAGAUUUUAGGUUGUCUCCAAACACGGAAAGCCGAGGAUAUUUUAUUAUUUGGUUCAGAUUUGUUGACCUCUUCCUGGGUUCCAAUUUUUGAUAAUUCUAAACUGGACACCAUCCAGUGGCCCCAGAAACCCAACCAUACAGGUGAAUUAAAAGAUGUUUAUCAGGGCAGAGAUUUGUUAUUGGGAAUUAAUAGAUAUGAAGGUCAUUAUUUCAUUGAAACAACAUUUAGGAACAUUGGAUCGAUGAUGAAAAAUAGCACAAUUUCAGGAUUGCGCACUCUCUUUAGGCGGUUUUUGAAAAAUCUCAUUACACAGGCCUAUCUUGCAGCCGAUGCUAAUUCGAUGGAAGCCUUGCUUGAUGCCAUGAUGCAUCUUUACACAAAUGCCGAGAAUCCAAAUGAUCUCGCCUUUAAUUUGAAACAAGUUAGUGAUUCCUUAACAGACAUGUGGUUUCUUAUCGCUGCUUAUAAAGAUGCCGCAAGUCAUGUUUAUAUGAAUGAUCAAACCAAAACAUACCAGUAUGAAUUUAACCAUGUCAAUCCCGAUUUGACCCUUGAUAUGGGCAGCGACUGGUUGAAGGGUGCUUCACAUGGCGCAGAACUACCUUAUUUGUUUGGAUUUCCGACAACUUUCACUGCAUUGACCCCACAGAUGGCUGCAAGCCAGUGGUCAUUUUCUAAACAAAUCAUGGAUUACUGGACGAACUUUGCUAAAUCAGGAAACCCGAACAAACCCAGGGCUGUACCACAAGAAUGGAAACUCUACACCAACGAUAAACAAGAGUAUUUGUAUUUUCCCAACUCGGGGAAUCCUGAACUCAAGCAGUUUAUACACGCUAGACGAGUCACAUUCUGGCAGGAUUAUGUUCCUCAACUUCUGAAACGAACAACACUACCACCACCAACACCACCAAGGUGUCCGACUUCAUCUGCAACUCAAACCAGUUUGAAUGGUUUUCUGUAUAUAAGUCUUGUAUUCAUAUUGUUUGUAUUUUACCGACACGGUUGAUAAAUGAUGGAACCAGGGUCGAAUGCUUAUCGUCCAGUCAGUAUUAACGCAUUCGCUAAUCUCAGUCGGUCCCAUCAAAACUGCCCCCUCUUUCGCAGUACAUGGGUUACAUUAUAUAACUGUAUGGACUGGAUAACAAUACAAUAUAAUGUUUGAUAAAUUUUAGACUUGAAUAUCUAUUCUACUCGGGUAAGGAAUUUUAUCGCUUUUUGAAGACUAAUCAUUUAUAAUGGCAAUAUAUUUUGAAUUCAAUAAUGAGACUAACUGCCCUGUGCUACCAAACAUUCUUUGGACUUGUUUUUGAUACAAAGUGAUCCAGUAAAAAGUUACCUAAACACUGUGGUUUAUGAAUGAUAGCUUCCUUAUUUUUUAUUAUUCCUUAAUAAAAGGCAAAUGUAAACUUUCA